Molecule: messenger RNA, 345 nt
Organism: Prunus armeniaca (apricot)
Lineage: Eukaryota; Viridiplantae; Streptophyta; Magnoliopsida; Rosales; Rosaceae
Source: the annotation of a GenBank genome assembly
AUGGCUGGGUCAUGUAGUGGCGAGUUGAGAGGGCCGAUCUUUAACGGCGAUAACUAUGAAUUUUGGAGUAUAAGGAUGAAAAUCAUCUUCAAGUCUCAUGGGUUGUGGGAUUUGGUUGAAAAAGGAUUUGACAGCACAGAUUUGAUGAAGGCUGAUGAAUCUGAUGCAAAGAAGAAAGAAAAAGAAGAAUCAAGUGGUGCUGGGAAGAUGACUCUCAUAGAGGUACUCAUGAAGGAUGCUGAGGCUCUGGGACUGAUUCGAGGAGCAGUUUCAUAUGCGAUAUUUCCUAGAAUUUCUCAUGAAGAAACCUCAAAAGGCGCAUGGAACAUUCUACAGCAAGAAUAA